Molecule: messenger RNA, 978 nt
Organism: Aspergillus uvarum CBS 121591
Lineage: Eukaryota; Fungi; Ascomycota; Eurotiomycetes; Eurotiales; Aspergillaceae
Exons: 3
Coding region: 1-978 (325 amino acids)
Source: RefSeq, a predicted model, not a curated record
AUGGUCAAGCCACAGCACCGCACGAGGUCAUCUCUGACAGAGAAGGCCAACAUCAACAAAGGGAUCAUCGUGGCACAUCAUCUCAACCUGCACACUGAAGACUUGGUCCAGGUCGCCAACACGGCCGUCGCAAUCCGCCAGGAGAUCCGAGUCCUGACGGACCCACACAUUCGCAGCUUGAUCACUUAUUUGAGGCUGCAGCAUGACUGGGAAGCAAUGAACAUCAAAUGCUUUCACCUCUCCGUCACCAGCCUUCGGCAUUUGAAUGUGUAUAGCUUCAAUUCCGGCGAAGAUACGUCAGAAAGGGCAGCCACGGCGUCAACGGCUGGUCCCUCGACAGCUGAAGUUUCGUCCACUCUCCCCACGACAGAGACCGAGACAGAGAGAACCGCACGAGUGGAACCAAUAACCAAGCCAUCAGACGCAAUUACUCAAGAGGGAGCAACAACCGUUGAGCAGCUAGCGGCAGAGCUGGCUAAGUUAGUCAGCCUGGUCGAUUCCGUAAAUCUUCCCCCCGUCUAUACCUACUCUCUUUUCAUCUACCAUGAGCCUUAUGGAUUGGGCCGACGCAGUGCCACUCGCGCCACUCCAGGCUUUAAUCGUGCUCUUGCAGUGGGCGUGAUGGAUUCCGAGCGCAUGGGCGCUGUCCUCUCGAAGAUCAAGCCCUUGGAGAUGUUGGGUUUGCGAGACGUUUACCGGUCACUCUUCGAUAGGGACUUAAUGGACGAUGUGAGAGAUAAUAAGGUUGGGUUGGUGGUCAGGCAGGAUCCUGAAGAGGAAAUCCGGACGAUAAACCACGACUUCAUGGGUGCACGUUAUGAGCUUCCGUCAGAUAGAGCAGUAACCAUUCUGAAAGCUGUGGGCGUGCCUACACAGGAGCAGUUGGACACACUGUCGCCAUCGGUGGCAGCUACUGGUAGUGUUACGUCGAGCGGGAUGACCGGCAAUGAUGAACUUUCCGGAAGAGCCUUUCACUGA